Trifolium pratense (red clover) is the source of this 801-nucleotide messenger RNA. RefSeq names its product 40S ribosomal protein S11-like. Lineage: Eukaryota; Viridiplantae; Streptophyta; Magnoliopsida; Fabales; Fabaceae. Gene Ontology annotation, molecular function: structural constituent of ribosome. The transcript is spliced from 6 exons. Bases 72 to 551 code for a protein of 159 amino acids. Gene Ontology annotation, cellular component: ribosome; cytosolic small ribosomal subunit. The record is from RefSeq and is a predicted model, not a curated record. Gene Ontology annotation, biological process: translation.
UAGGGUUACCCACACAGUGUCGUCUUCACAGGUUAGGGUUACCAACACAGUGCUGCUUGCUGCAACUAACAAUGGCGGAACAAACUGAGAAGGCUUUUUCGAAGCAACAGAAAGUGUUUUUAAGCUCGAAGAAAUCUGGAAAGGGGAAGAGACCUGGAAAGGGUGGUAAUCGAUUCUGGAAAUCUGUUGGCCUUGGUUUUAAGCCUCCAAGAGAUGCCAUUGAAGGAACCUAUAUUGACAAGAAGUGCCCAUACACUGGCAAUGUCUCAAUCCGAGGUCGUAUUCUAGCCGGUACUUGUCACAGUGCUAAGAUGAAUAGGACCAUUAUUGUUAAAAGGGAUUAUCUUCAUUUCGUUAAGAAGUAUCAGAGAUAUGAGAAGCGUCAUUCUAAUAUUCCUGCACACAUAUCACCUUGUUUCCGAGUGAAGGAAGGAGAUCAUGUUAUUAUUGGUCAAUGCAGGCCACUCUCAAAGACAGUUAGAUUCAAUGCAUUGAAAGUGAUCCCAGCCGGAUCUGCUAGUGGUGCAAAGAAGGCGUUUACAGGAAUUUGAGUUUGAAAUUUUCAGUUAGCGUUGAAGACAGUUAUAUCUUUGUUUCAAAUAUUCUAAGAUCAUGAUGUAGUCAUAGUCAUACUUGAUCAAAUUUGGAUGUGUUUUAAUACUUUGCAUUGUUUUGAGCAGUUAAUCUUAAAGAUUUUGAUAUACAUUUUAGCUUUUGAAUAUUAGUUGCAGCAAUUUUUUGGCAUAGUUGUACUUGUAGUAGUGUUUACUCAUCUACUAUGUAUUUUUUUAUUGUCUCUUU